This is a messenger RNA of Miscanthus lutarioriparius, 1974 nucleotides long. The record is from the annotation of a GenBank genome assembly. NCBI's taxonomy places the organism in Eukaryota, Viridiplantae, Streptophyta, Magnoliopsida, Poales, Poaceae.
AUGGAGGACGAGGAGAUGGACAAGAAGGUGCAGCAGUACCUGCAGCGCAAGGGGUUCCGCCUCACCGAGCUUGCGCUCCAGGAGGAGCGCAACCGCCUCUCCACCUCCGCCACCUCCGACGUUGCGCUUGCCCGGUCUGACAAUGAUCCAGCAAGAUACCAUGAUGGAUAUAGCAGAUUAAGAACAUGGGCAUAUAGUUCUCUUGAUCAAUAUAAGCACGAAUUACUUCGCGUCCUUCACCCAGUUUUUAUCCAUAGCUUCAUGGAUCUAGUGGCAGAGGGACAUAUGCAGGAAGCGCGGUCAUUUUUCCAUACAUUUCGGGAAGAUCAUGAGGUGAUGCAUUCAAGGGAUCUUCAGAUGCUGGAAGGCGUCCUCUCUCCUUCACACUUGGAGGAAAUGGAACUGGCCCGAUCUUUUAGGAAAAAUAAAUUUAAAAUUAAAUUAUGCGAGUAUUCGUAUGAAUUGCUUCUCCAGUAUCUCCAGAAAACACAAGCCCGUGUGGUGCUUGGAGUAAUCAAUGAGCACAUAACUUUUGAAGUAUCUCCUGGGCAGCACUCAUUAAUCUCUGAUGAUGCUGACGUUGUUGCUCUGAUUGGGACAAGCAAGGACUUGGCAAAACAGAUAAAUCAGAAGGAAGUACAUUGGGGGUUGCUUGAAGAUUCUGUUGAAGAGCGAAUGGAGAAGGCACUAGCAGAAUCUGAUAAAAUAGAAGCUGAAAGCAAGGAUGCUGAUGUAGAAGAUAACAAGAAAAGAAAUGCAGAAGGUGGAAAGCAAGGUGCUUCUCUUAAGAAGGCCAAAAAGGACAAGCUUGUAGGUGCGACUGGAAAAAACGUCAGAACUGAAACAAGCAUGGUUUCUGUGGCACCUCGAGUGAAACCGGAGCUAACUCUCCCAGCAACGCCUGUUGAAGUUGAACAAUCGAUUCUUGAGGACCUGCGAAACCGUGCACAACUGAAUAGUGUGGCAUUGCCAUCUGUCAACUUCUACACAUUCGUUAAUACACAUAAUGGAUUAAACUGCUCAUCAAUAUCACACGACGGAUCGCUGGUUGUUGGUGGGUUUUCUGAUUCGUCAGUGAAGAUCUGGGAUAUGUCAAAGAUUGGCCAACCAGCAAAAAUGUCAAGUUCACAGAGUGAGAAUGGGUCUUCCCAGGGUGAGCGCAUAUCGACAUUAGAUGAGGGGAAAAGAACCUAUACACUAUUUCAAGGCCAUUCUGGACCAGUUUAUUCUGUGGCCUUUAGCCUGUUUGGUGAUUUUCUCUUAUCAUCAUCUUCAGACUCGACAAUAAGACUAUGGAGCACCAAGCUGAAUGCCAAUCUUGUCUGUUACAAAGGACACAACUACCCGGUUUGGGAUGUCCAAUUCAGCCCAGUUGGCCAUUACUUUGCUAGUGCUUCACACGACAGGACUGCUAGAAUUUGGUCAAUGGAUAAAAUCCAGCCUUUGCGAAUAAUGGCUGGGCAUCUUUCUGAUGUUGAUUGUGUCCAGUGGCAUGUAAACUGUAACUACAUUGCCACCGGCUCGAGCGAUAAAACUGUAAGACUCUGGGAUGUUCAGACGGGUGAAUGCAUACGGAUGUUUAUUGGUCAUAGGAGUAUGGUUUUAUCACUGGCAAUGUCACCUGAUGGACAAUACAUGGCCUCUGGAGAUGAAGAUGGAACAAUCAUGAUAUGGGAUCUCUCGACUGGCCGUUGUGUUUCACCACUACUAGGACACAGCUCUUGUGUGUGGACACUUGCUUUCAGUUGUGAAGGAGCAUUGCUUGCAUCGGGAUCGGCCGACUGUACUGUAAAGCUCUGGGAUGUCGCUUCCAGCACAAAAACCCUGAAGACAGAGGACACCAAAGGCAGCUCAGCUAACCGACUGAGACUGCUUAAAGCUCUCCCUACAAAAUCAACUCCUGUUUAUAGCCUGCGGUUUUCUCGGAGGAACCUUCUAUUUGCCUCUGGUGUUCUCUCGCUAAACUCCUCGUAA